Messenger RNA from Penicillium maclennaniae, 735 nucleotides. RefSeq names its product dienelactone hydrolase family protein. The transcript is spliced from 3 exons. NCBI's taxonomy places the organism in Eukaryota, Fungi, Ascomycota, Eurotiomycetes, Eurotiales, Aspergillaceae. The record is from RefSeq and is a predicted model, not a curated record. The coding region runs from base 1 to 735 and encodes 244 amino acids. Gene Ontology annotation, molecular function: hydrolase activity.
AUGGCCUCUAACCCUCCCGCCGCCUGCUGCGCCUCCGGCUUCAAGCACGAGGGCAACCCCGCUGGCGAGGUCAAGAACGUCGACGGUGUCAACACCUACAUCACCUACCCCAAGGACAAGAGCGCUGACAAGGCUGUCCUCUUCCUGACCGACGUCUUCGGCAUUUUCCCCAACGCCCAGCUCCUCGCCGACGAGUUCGCCUCCAAUGGCUACCUGACCGUCAUCCCCGACCUGUUCCAGGGCGACCAGAUCUCCGUCGAGGCCAUGGAAUCCGGCAAGGCCGAUCUGCCUGCCUGGUUGCCCAAGCACCAAACCGCCAACGUCGACCCCAUCGUCGAGAAGACCAUCAAGUACAUGCGCGAGACUCUCGGCGUCAAGAAGAUUGGUGCCGUCGGCUACUGCUUCGGCGGAAAGUACGUCAUUCGCUACUUGAAGCCCGGCCAGAUCGACGCCGGUUACUCCGCUCACCCCUCCUUCGUCACCCACGAGGAGCUCGGCGCUAUCAAGGGCCCCUUCUCCAUUGCCGCUGCUGAGGUCGACUCCAUCUUUACCACCCAGCUCCGCCACGAGUCUGAGGAGACUCUGAUCAAGGCUGCCCAGCCCUGGCAAAUCAACCUGUUCAGUGGUGUCAGCCACGGCUUUGCCGUCCGCGCCAAUCUGAAGGACCCCCAGCAGAAGUGGGCUAAGGAGCAGGCCUUCUGUCAGGCCGUUGCUUGGUUCAACCAGCACCUGUAA